GACACCCACUUCAUCAAACAAUCAACACCAUAUUUUUUACAUCAUGUCCCAACCAAUCGUUUUAUACGAUAUUCCGACCCAAGCGCCAGGAAAAGCACUAUCUGGAAACGUAUUGAAAGCAAGGUACACGCUUGCCUACAAAGGCUUGGCCUUCAAAUCCAUCUGGGUUGAAGCACAGGAUAUCGAAGAGCGGAUGAAGGCCAUCGGAGCCAAACCCACCGGGCACAAACCUGACGGAAGCGGUUUCUACACUGUCCCUACUAUCCAGGACCCUUCCACGGGUGCCGUUGUCUCCGACUCUUUCGCCAUCGCAGAAUAUCUCGAGGAGACAUAUCCAUCCAAACCCACCGUCUUCCCCUCCAAUGCCAAAGCCCUCAUCAGCGUCUUUGAAUCUGCUUUCAUAAACGCCACAGGCCCUAUAUUCCCGACACUGGUCAUCUUAGUCGGCUCCAAGUUUUAUCCCAAAAACGAGGAGUAUUUUAGGAAGCAGGCUGAAGAGAGGUUUGGCACCAAGUGGGAGGAUAUUUCACCCGUAGGCCGAAAACGAGAGGAGGGCUGGAAAAAUACUAAGGCUGCUCUUGGGGUCAUUGAUGGGUGGUAUUCAAAGAGCGGUGGUAAAUGGAUUAUGGGAGAUACGUUCUCAUAUGCCGAUAUCAUUGUAGGUGCAUGGAUGAGAAGCUUCAGUGUUGUCUUUGAUAAGGAUCAGUGGGAGGAGCUGAAGUCUUGGCAUGGCGGACGCUGGAGUGGCAUAGUUGAAGAGAUUAACAAGUACGCCAUUCUGGACUAACAGACCUGUGAAGAACAGCCAUGUCUACAUUACCUUACAUCUGCACAAUGUACCAUAGUGUUUACACGCUCAAA
Serpula lacrymans var. lacrymans S7.9 is the source of this 861-nucleotide messenger RNA. RefSeq lists its product as uncharacterized. Bases 44 to 787 code for a protein of 247 amino acids. Gene Ontology annotation, biological process: glutathione metabolic process; L-phenylalanine catabolic process. NCBI's taxonomy places the organism in Eukaryota, Fungi, Basidiomycota, Agaricomycetes, Boletales, Serpulaceae. The transcript is spliced from 2 exons. The record is from RefSeq and is a predicted model, not a curated record. Gene Ontology annotation, molecular function: maleylacetoacetate isomerase activity; glutathione transferase activity.